Molecule: messenger RNA, 7276 nt
Organism: Homarus americanus (American lobster)
Lineage: Eukaryota; Metazoa; Arthropoda; Malacostraca; Decapoda; Nephropidae
Product: WD repeat-containing protein 48-like
Exons: 17
Coding region: 374-2416 (680 amino acids)
Biological process (GO): double-strand break repair via homologous recombination; protein deubiquitination
Molecular function (GO): ubiquitin binding
Source: RefSeq, a predicted model, not a curated record
GAAGGUCUUACGCCACUCUCUCCUCUGCUGUCUCCCCUUGGGCUAUCAUGGUAAACAAACAAGAACUAUUGCUAACUCAACUCUUGACUUACUGACAGUUUAUCGACGUUAAGAAAGGACAGUGUAUGAGGUGACCAAGAAAACAGACUAACAGAAGGAAGAUGAUGUGCAGGUUAGGCAAAAGAUAUGGAACAUGGAAAACAUUGUAAGAAUACCCAGAGACGUGACAAGUAUACCUUCUAGUGUUCAUGGUGAUCAAACAGGGACGACCGUGGAAAUCAUCUUUUUGGCAACGCCAGUUAUCUAAUUGUCACAGAGUUAAGCAUGACAGCAGGUGCCACAUGACUGAGGAGGGUGACAAGACGUUGACACCAUGUCGAUGAUUGCAGGCCACAGGCAAAACAGUACCCACUCCACAAGGAAAAAGGUUCAAAUUUCUUACGUUAUUCGGGAUGAAGUGGAGAAAUUCCAUCGAUCGUCCGUCAAUUCCCUACAGUAUGACCCAUACCUCCAACGACUGUAUUCAGCGGGUCGUGACUCUAUCAUACGGAUAUGGAAUUGCAAAAACCAGAAAGACCCAUACAUCCAGUCUAUGGAACAUCAUACAGAUUGGGUCAAUGACAUUGUGCUUUGUUGUGGGGGGAAAAAUUUAAUAUCAGCAAGUUCAGACACUACUGUUAAAGUAUGGAAUGCUCAUAAGGGUUUCUGUAUGUCAACUCUCCGAACUCACAAAGAUUAUGUGAAAGCCUUGGCAUAUGCACGGGAUCGUGAGCAAGUAGCAUCUGCCGGGCUAGAUAAAGCGAUCUUUCUGUGGGAUGUUCAAACUUUAACAGCCCUUACAGCCAGCAACAACACAGUUACAACUUCAUCCUUAAAUGGCAAUAAGGAUUCUAUCUACAGUUUAGCCAUGAAUGCUCCUGGGACUGUCAUUGUGAGUGGCAGCACAGAGAAGCAACUUAGAGUAUGGGAUCCUCGUACUGGUAACAAACUCAUGAAGCUUAAAGGUCACACAGACAACGUAAAAGCUUUGUUAGUUAAUCGGGACGGUACUCAAGUCAUAUCAGGCAGCUCAGAUGGUACAAUUAGAGUGUGGUCACUAGGGCAGCAGCGAUGCAUCAAAACCAUAAGGAUCCACGAGGAGGGUGUUUGGGCUCUUCAGGCAAAUGAGACCUUCACAUCUGUGUACUCUGGUGGGAGAGAUAAACUCAUAUACAAGUGUGAGACUCGUGCUCCUGAUAAAUAUGUAUUGUUAUGUCAGGAGUCUGCCCCAGUGCUCAAGAUGCUCUUGACUCCUGAUAACUCAUCACUCUAUGUAGCGACUACAAAUUCAGCCAUAAAGUGUUGGCCACUGAACAACAGAUUAUCACAUGUAGAGGACUAUUGUGAGAAUGAAGAGGAACUAGAUAUUCGACCUGUGAUGACCCAGCCAGAUUGGACCAUUCGGGGUGGCCCAUCCAUCAAACAGUACACAGUCCUCAAUGAUAAACGACACUUACUAACACGUGACACUGAGGAGAAUGUAGUUCUAUGGGAUAUUCUUAAGGCAGCAAAAGUGGACGAAUUAGGGAAAGUGGAUUUUGACAGUGAAAAGGAAAAGAGAAACAAAUCUAUUUAUGUUCCUAGUUGGUUUACUGUGGAUCUUAAAACUGGAAUGUUAACAAUCCACUUAGCAGAAAAACGGGAUGAAGUUGAUUGUUUGUCCGCUUGGGUGUCAGCCAAAGAAGCAGAUUUUCCUACUCAAGAUGGUGUUGAUCUUAAAAUAAACUAUGGUGAACUACUUUUAAAAGCAUUAUUUGAACAUUGGCCGAGAACUUAUUUGUUUGAAGAGAAUGAGACUGGAGAAGGUGCUGAAGGUGGGGUAACAAAUCACAAUGGUCACACACCCAGACCUGGCAAUGAAUAUUUCUCCAUCCCUCCUCACACACCAGUGAUAAUAAGUGAAAUACAAGGGAGAACACUGUACCGGCUGCUGUGUGGAGAUGCUGGUGGUGACACUGAAGGAGUACUACUUAAUGAAACAGUUCCACCUUGGGUGCUAGACAUUGUUGUGGAGAAGACUUCACCAAAGCCCAAGAACAAAGUUUACUUUUUCCUGCUUCCUCAUGCAUCUUCUGGUAUUAAAAGAGAGAAAAAGGAUCGUUUAAGCGCCAACGAUUUCAUCCAGAUCCGAAAAGUACAGGAACACGUAUAUGAGAAAGUUUUAGGGGGUGGCAGUGAUGCUGGAUCAACCACCAAUAAUAACAAUGAUCGUGGAAGUGAUGAUAAAGCAGAAACUACAUCAAUUGCAGAAGAACGUGUUCAGCUGCUGUGUAAUGAUAAGGUAUUAGAUCCUAAUAUGGAUCUUCGUACAGUGCAGCACUUCAUCUGGGGUAACACUUCUCAAGACCUUGUAUUGUUCUAUCGACCAAUCAAGUGAAACCAGCAUGUUUGUUGGGUUAGCAUUCCUUAUAUAAUGUGUAGGAAGAAGUUACUGCCCUCAAUCAAGUGUAGUCAGUAAAUUCAUCUCUACAUUUUAUUGUUAUAUGUUACUCUAUAGAAAAUAGGGAUUCUUUUAUUAGGAUGUGGUAAAAAGUGGGAACUUGCAAUUGCCAAAACUUUUUUCAAAUUUGAGUCAUGUAUGUUGCAAUCAUUUUCACUGUAUAGAAUCAUUUUCACCUUCUUUGUAUUAACUCAUUUCAUAGAACUGUAUUUCAUUUUACAUACAUGUAAAAAAUGCAGUCCUACCCUCUCCUUUCACAGAUUGUGUAACUGUAGUUUGAAAUUUUAAAAUUAUUGGCUUGAAAUAUUACAAAAUAUGGUAAGGUACAGUAUAUUGUUUAGUCUCAUUAUCUCAAGAUCUCAAUUAUACAAGACCUGAUCACCCAGAAUCUUAGUCAUCCAUAACAUCAUACUUUUCUACUGUUUAUUUUGUGGUUUGAUCACUCAAUAUGGAGUUGAAGUAAAAAUAUUUACCCAUGGUACACACAGUAUAAUUCAUGAGUUUGGUGUUAGCCUUUCUGGCUAAAGGAUAUGUUGAACAACCAUGUGGGUUAACUAUGGUGUGCAUAAUUGAACUCUUGUUAUAUAGGAUUACAAGGUUUAGUUACAUUAGUUUGUAUAUCUAAAUGGUAAAUUGGUAAUCUGUGUAUAGAAAGUGUAUUAUACUGAUGUGAGCUGCAUUUGUACAGAGUUUUUUAAGACUCACUUUCAAAAUGAAACACAGCAAACAUGAAUUAUGUAACAUAAUCCAGAUUUAAAGUCACAUCAUUGAUAUAGUACAUAAAGGUACAUGAAUAGUUAAUAAUAAUAUUUAAUCAUUUUAAGUGACUGAAUUAUGACAUACACUACUGUACAGUAUUUAUUACAAUUAGCUGGAACUCUUCUAAAAUAUUUUUUGCUGAGUUAGUAGAUAAUUAUUCUGAGUUUCCAGUAUGAACUUGUUAGUACAGUAGUGUUGGAAAAUGCUAUGUUAACUUUUUUGUUUCUAAAUGACUGAAAGUACUCAUGAGUUGCAUUUUGGUAGAUAAAGACAAUAAGUUACAAAUAUUUACAAUGAUUUUGUUUUCGACAUUAGUACUACUUACAACAUGGUUUAUACAGUACAUAUAUAUAUAUACAUAUAAUUUUUUUUUAUAACUUGGUAAGUUGACAAUCCCCAGAUUUUUUAAGAGUGUAGUACAUCUCCUGCAUAUGUCAAACAAAGUUAACCUCAACAAGUAUUAUACAUGCUCUGUGUUUAAUGUCUGUGAAAUAUUGUACAGGGUACUUUCAAAAAUGGGUUUGAAAGCUGAAAGUAAGAUGAAGCAUUGCACUAUACGUUUGUUAUUUUGUCGGUUUUUUUUUUAAUAUAAACAGUGGAUAUUUAUUGCAUUACUGACAUUAAAUGAACUAAUGUUUGACAUAGGUAAUCAGAUUAAAACAAUUAAAAUCUUUGAUAUUAUAAUUGAAUUCUGAUUAAUGGUGUGUUUCCUCUCCAGAUAUGAUGAACAUAUCUAGCAUCAUGACAACACUGAACAAUAAGUUGAUACUCUUUCAACACUGGUAAUUUUCAAACUUAUAGUCUGAAUCAAAACUUCAGAGCUGUAACUGUUAAAGAAUUUUUUACUUUUACAGUACUUUGCGGUUGUCAAUACUCAUAAUACAGGGUACUGUAUUUGACACACGGAUGGAUAUUACGACUAUGCGUACAGUAAUUAUUAUUAUUUUUUUUUUUACAUAUUCUUAGUUUCAGUAAAUUUCUAGUGCAGUAACACAGUCAGCCAAUAUAUCUAAUAUAUUAUUACAGUAUCUGACAUUUUUAUUUUUAUAAUAAUAACAACUAUUCUUAGAGUUUUGCAUUUAUUGAAAGUAUAAAGGCUUGAGGAUUCAUUUAAUUGUCUAAUACAGAUGAUACUGACAGCAACUUUUUAGAUGGAGAAGAAAAUAUCCAGAAAUUUCUUGAAUUUGAGAUAUAAGAAAUGAAGUCAUGUUUCCUGUAAUCCAUAUAUUUUUAAUCAUAAUCAUGACACGACUCCAUUAUUUUUGUUGGCCUUAUUGCAUGACUGAGUGCUAUUUACUAAUAUGCUCCAGUUAGUAAGCCCAAUGAAAAAGCUAUUUUAAGAAAUUUGACUUGUUAAUCAUGUAAUGUGUCUCACUUAUCCUUGAUUCAGUGAAGCAAUAGUACAAUACCUCACUAUACUGUUAGAUACCCCCUUUUGCCAUCCAUUUUCAGUAAUGGUUUAUACUCUAAUAUUUGAAAAAAAAAUAGUGAUAAAUAAUGAUGGUUUACUGUAAAUUAGACUUUCAUUGAUUGACAUUUAUGCAUUUAAAGAAUCAGUGGCAGAACUCUCAUGAACUAAUUGCUCAAAAUUAGUGGAUAUUAAGCCCAGUAUUCAAGAGUAGAAGCACCAUACAAAGUAAUACAUCUCUAAAGCUUUACCAAAUAUAUUUUACACUGUCUUCCACUAUCAUUCAGUGGCAUUCUCCCAGACAAUAUACUGUAGUUGAACCUAGUCCAGGGGGGUCUUACUUGACAGUGCCAUAAUACUCUGUCAGCAUAACAGACCUAAGUGUAUCUAUGCACUCAAUGCAUGAGACUCAGGUUGAAUUAGAGAGGGUGGUGAGAUGUUACACUGAUCGGUACACAGCUCAUCACUCUCAUUUUACACUCCAGACCAAGAUAACAUUUUUCACUGUAGGAGAAUUGCCAACCCACAGUAGUGGGAAAUAGGGUAAACAAAUUCCAGCUUAAUGAUAUUCAUAAAGCAAUGAUACCUAUCUUUCUGUGGUAGUCUUGCUCAUACCAGUUAAUUUUGUUUAGCUUAAAUCUACAAGAAGAGUUUUUUCCUCUCUUGCAAGCCAUGUCUGAAGUCAAGUGGUACAUGGUGGCUGUGUGAUGAUAAAUUAUGAAAUCUGAUAUUUUAUUGAAAGAGAGUAACAGUUGCAUAAUUUUUUCAUCCUCAGUAUUGACAAUGCUCAAAAGUAUUGAGGAUGAGCAAAUUUCAUAAAGACCAAUAAUCCUCAGCAGCUUUUGCUGUAAUCACAGUUGCAUAAAUUCAGCAAGUUUGUAAUCUUGCUUGCAAAAUGUAAAACGUACCCAAAAACUAAAUGAAAAAGAAGUUACUGUAAUGUUCACGAAUAUACUGUAUACUGUACUGUACAGUACAUGAAUUUGCAGUAGAUACACUUUAAAUAAACAUUAUAUUAUACAUUUGCAUUCCUGCAAGAGAGAAGCCAAUUCACAUUUUCACUAGUCCACUGUGACUAUCCCAUUUGCCAGGCUACUGCUAGGCACUUUUUCACACUAGUAAUGGUUGGUAAUAUUGCUUUGUGACUGUUAAGCUUUUUCUGAAUUUAUAUGAAUAAGGCCAACACUGUUCAGAUUUCAUCAUGUCUUAUCUGUAGAGUAUCUGGAUAAAAAAGUUUGUAUUUAUGUGUUGUUAUACUAAAGAAAGUUACUUGACCUGGAAAUCAAAGCAUUUGAAUAUGGUUGUAAUUUGAUUUGAUAUCAAUGGCAAACAAUCUUAGUUUCAUCUUUAUUUAAUAUAAAGUUUCAUUUGUUGACUUCUAUUUAAAUAAAGAUGAUGAGGAAGUUUAUAUUUUGGCUUAACAUUAUUAUGGACAAGACAAUUUUUUUUUAAUUAUAUUACACUACAAUAGUAUAUAUGUAAAUAAAUUUCAUGUCAUAGCAUGAAUGUCUAUUAAAUAACUGGUCCAAAAGUGUUUGUUAAAUGAAAGAUUUAAAGAAUUAGAAGAUGGGCAUUCGUAAUCAAACAUUAAUAUAACCCAUCUUUGAGUAAUAUUAACGAUUGAUGUGGAAUGUAUUUUGCUCCUCUCCAAAGAUCUUCAUUCUGUAGGAAACGCCUCAUGCAAGUGUUAAUUAUCCCAACUCUGACAUGUGGCCUUGUGUUAUUUGUACUCGUAAUUAUUUUCGUACAUAUAUCAACCAUGAAGUGAGUAUAAAUAAUGCAUAAAUUAGGUAUUAAACAAUAUGAAUUAUCAUGAUUUGAGCCUAGUGGGUUUUUAAAAAAAAAAAUGGAUCCUAGUGUAAUAAUAACAAUAAUAAUAAUAUCCCACAAAGUUCUCAGGGUGCCAGAUUUUAUUGCAUCCUUUUUUCUUUUAUUUAUAUAUUUUACUUUGCCUCAGAAAUUUUAUUAAGCUACUUUGUGAUCAUAUUUAUGGAUUAUAAUCAAUUGGUCAUUUGUUAUAGAAGAUUGCAUACAAGAUUCAACUAGCUGAGAGCUCACAAUUAAUAAGAUAUAAAAUAUGAUUUUGGUGCUUGAUGGUAGCCAUUAUGAAAUACAGUAUGCAGCACGCUGUUACUGAAAUAAAUAACAGCUUCGUCCAGCCUGGUGUGCGUGUGUGUGUUGCCCAUCAGGUACACCCUAACCCAGCAGGUUAUUAUUACUCUUGUGUAAGAUUCCUGAGUUGUGCAAGUCAUUUGCCUAAGUGAGAUAUGCAUGUUCAGGAAUCUGUAGGGCAAUAAAAUAUUCAAAACACCUGUGGCAUAAAUAUCUUCUUAUGUACUAAAAAUUAGCCUGUACAUUAUCUUAUGUCAUUCUUAAAGGAUUUUGAUUUUUUCAUUAGAUUAAUAUGCCCUUCCUUUCAAAGGAGGUACAUAUCUUGUCAGUAUUUUGUAGCCUUUCCUAUAAAUUUAUGCUUCUUGGGCAUCUUUGUGAAGCUGCCUUAACCUGCAGAGGAUUUGCUGCUUAUCUGUUCCUCAACUGUCCAGCCAUCAACCAAGUCUGCUGUGGUUCCCAGUGCUGUCAUCACAUCAGCUGUACCUCUUGCUAAUAAGUAAACUUUAUUUAAAAAGUGA